AUGGAUAAAAAGAUAAUGCGCAAAGGGCCGCUUCCUGGGGGUCGCCAGGGCGCGUCUGGUGCUGGCGCUGGACGCGGCAGCAUGCGGGCCGCCAGCCGAGUGCGAGGAGCUGCACGGUCACCUAGCAGCCCUCCGCAUCCAUCAUCCCCACCAGAAGGCUUGGUGUCGGCUGGGUCUUCUCGGACUCAGCAAGCGGCACCCGCCGCUGGUGGAGCACGUCGCAUGCGUUGGUCACAAGCAAUGAACGCAAACGCACUGCGGGCGUACUUUAGGGCAAAAGGGAAAGAAACUGGAUGUUUGGCGUAUCGGGCUAGGAUGCAUCGUCUUUUUGCUGAGCUGGAGCCAUCUUUAACCGUCACAGAGCAAAACCUGGUAGACCGAGUUCGGUAUAUCUUGCGCUCAAAUAUAUUUGAUGUCGCCGAACUCGAACGGCUACGACGUGAGGCUGUUCCCUCAUCGGAUGAAAAUGCUACGGCUGAGGAUGCGGCGCCACAAAUUGUAGAGCAACCCGCAAACGUGGAUGCCGCCGUGAAUACCCCAGUUGUGGUUGAUUCAAACGAUGAUGGAACAGUCGCCCAGGAACUGGAAUUAGAGCAUAUGAGGAGUACAUUGGAAGAGGCGAUUGUGGAAACGCGCAGUAGGCCUCUCGAAAAUCGACCGCGACUUCCCCGCAUAGCCCUAAGCAAGCGGAAUCGGGCUGUCGUGAGGGCUCUGAACCCAAUGCUGGUGACCUAUUUGGAAGCCAGCCGGGACCUUUGCGAGACUGACUCAAUUCUUUAUGGCGCCACGCUGGCAGUCUGCCGUAUCAUAGGCGCCAAGGUUUCCACGGCUGAACGCGCUACUGGCCAAAGUAGCGCUAUCCCAGUAUGGAGAAGAAGAAUUGAGGAACGUAUCGCAAAGGCUAGAGCUCUCAUCGGCAGACUGAUAUGCUUCAGAUCAGGCAACAACAGGCCAAGAAUUGUGCGCACCGUCAGGAUGGCGUUUGCUGGGACAAAUGUCAGUUUGUCCCAGCCGGAUAUAACGCAAAAACUGACGGAGCGCAUAGAUGAUCUGAAGCAGAGAAUAAUACGUAACGCUGCUUGGGGAAAGCGGAUUCGGCGAUAUACCGAGAGGUCGACACGGUUCAACCAGAAUCGUCUCUUCCAGAGUGAUCAGAAGAGGCUCUAUGAAUCAUUGGAGCGACCAAUGGUAAGUGCAACGGGCCCAGCACCGAAUCAGGCCGACACUGUAGCAUUCUGGCGCGGCCUGUGGUCAGAGCCCGUAAACCACAUAUAG
Parnassius apollo (apollo) is the source of this 1275-nucleotide messenger RNA. NCBI's taxonomy places the organism in Eukaryota, Metazoa, Arthropoda, Insecta, Lepidoptera, Papilionidae. The record is from the annotation of a GenBank genome assembly.